Manacus vitellinus (golden-collared manakin) is the source of this 2022-nucleotide messenger RNA. RefSeq names its product acetoacetyl-CoA synthetase (gene AACS). Gene Ontology annotation, molecular function: acetoacetate-CoA ligase activity. Gene Ontology annotation, cellular component: cytosol. NCBI's taxonomy places the organism in Eukaryota, Metazoa, Chordata, Aves, Passeriformes, Pipridae. Bases 38 to 2005 code for a protein of 655 amino acids. The transcript has 18 exons. Gene Ontology annotation, biological process: lipid metabolic process; positive regulation of insulin secretion. The record is from RefSeq and is a predicted model, not a curated record.
CAGCGUGAGUCCCAGAGAUACUGAGGAGUCGCAGGUGAUGUGGGAGCCGGACACCCAACGCAAAAACACCUCAUGGACCGGUUCCGGCCGCGUGGCAGCCAGCUACGGGAUCCGCCUGGCCAACUAUGAUGACUUAUACCAGUGGUCAGUGGAAUCCUACUCAGACUUCUGGGCAGAAUUCUGGAAGUACAGUAACAUCGUAUGCUCUCGCCUGUAUGAUGAGGUGGUUGAUACAUCCAAAAGUAUUGCAGAUGUCCCGGAAUGGUUUAAGGGCAGCCGUCUGAACUAUGCAGAGAAUCUCCUGAAGCACAAGGACAAUGACAAGAUUGCACUGUAUGCAGCAAGGGAAGGCAAAGAAGAAAUCUUGAAAGUUACUUUUGAAGAACUGAGACAAGCUGUAGCUUUGUAUGCUGCAGCCAUGAGGAAGAUGGGAGUAAAAGCAGGAGACAGAGUUGUUGGUUACUUACCAAACAGCAUCCAUGCUGUGGAAGCAAUGCUGGCUGCUGCGAGCAUCGGUGCAAUCUGGAGCUCCACAUCACCAGACUUUGGCAUUAACGGUGUGCUGGAUAGAUUUUCCCAAAUUCAACCUAAACUUAUAUUCUCUGUUGAAGCUGUAAUAUACAAUGGCAAAGAGCACAAUCACUUGGAAAAGCUGCUGAGAGUGGUAAAAGGGCUUCCAGAUCUAAAAAAAGUGGUAGUGAUUCCGUAUGUCUCGUCAAGAGAAACCAUAGAUAUUUCCAAGAUUCCAAACAGUGUCUUUUUAGAAGACUUUUUGGCUACUGGGAAAGGAGACCAGGCUCCCCAGCUGGAGUUUGAGCAGCUGCCUUUCAGUCAUCCUCUCUUCAUCAUGUAUUCAUCAGGCACAACAGGGGCACCAAAAUGCAUGGUGCAUUCAGCAGGGGGCACACUAAUACAGCACCUGAAGGAACACAUUCUUCAUGGCAACAUGACCAGCAGUGAUGUGAUUAUGUACUACACAACGACUGGCUGGAUGAUGUGGAAUUGGCUAGUGUCUGCACUUGCUACAGGAGCUUCAGUGGUCCUGUAUGAUGGAUCUCCUCUAAUUCCUUCACCAAAUGUGCUCUGGGACUUGACUGACAGACUAGGGAUCACCAUCCUUGGAACGGGUGCAAAAUGGCUGGCUGUGCUAGAAGAGAAAAAUUUAAAACCAUGUGAAACACACAAUCUCCAAACACUCCACACUAUCUUGUCUACAGGAUCACCACUCAAAUCUCAAAGCUACGAGUAUGUCUACAAACACAUAAAAAGCAGUGUCCUCCUGGGAUCCAUUUCAGGUGGAACAGAUAUCAUUUCAUGUUUCAUGGGUCAGAAUGUUACAGUUCCAGUUUACAAAGGAGAAAUUCAGGCCAGAAAUCUUGGAAUGGCUGUAGAAGCGUGGAACGAUGAAGGAAAACCAGUUUGGGGUGAAAGUGGAGAGCUGGUUUGUACCAAGCCUAUUCCCUGUCAGCCCACACACUUCUGGAACGAUGAGAAUGGAAGCAAAUACAGGAAGGCUUAUUUCUCAAAAUUCCCAGGUGUCUGGGCCCAUGGUGAUUACUGCAAAAUUAAUCCCAAGACUGGAGGAAUUGUCAUGCUGGGCCGCAGUGAUGGUACAUUAAAUCCAAAUGGAGUAAGAUUUGGAAGUUCUGAAAUCUAUAACAUAGUGGAAGCCUUUGAGGAGGUUUCUGAUAGCCUCUGUGUCCCUCAGUACAACAAAGAUGGGGACGAGAGGGUGAUACUCUUCCUGAAGAUGGCAUCAAACCACACGUUCAGCAAGAGCCUGGUGAAGAGGAUUCAGGACGCGAUCCGGAUCGCGCUCUCCGCCAGGCAUGUUCCCAGCCUCAUCCUGGAAACCAAAGGCAUUCCGUAUACAAUAAAUGGGAAAAAAGUGGAAGUUGCUGUGAAGCAAAUAAUUGCAGGGAAAGAAGUUGAGCAGCGGGGAGCUUUCUCAAACCCAGAGGCUUUGGACCUGUACAAAAAUAUUCCUGAGCUUCAAGACUAUUAAAGUCACUUAUUUGGGUU